AUAAAUAAAUGGACCCUCCUCAUCCUCUCUUCACUCAACACAUUAAACAAUACAUAUUUCAUAAAACACACACCUCUCUUAUUCAAGCCACCUCUCUCUCUCUCUCGAGACGUAGCUAGUCCACCAAGAUGUGCGGUGGUGCAAUUAUUUCUGACUUUGAACGUCCUCCGCUGACAACUGGCAGCCGGAAAGUGAACAAACAUGACCUUUGGGAUCAACCAGGCUUUGCUUCUACCUUGCCACAACUAUCUGGCAGCUGGACUGAUCACUUCGAUGCAAAACUCCCACAACUUCCUCUUCAUGGUCGACCUCUUAAGCCCAAGAAGAUCAUCACCAAAGAGGAGGUGAGUGAGGAGGGUGAGAAGCUGAGCCAAGAGGGCAAUAAGAGAAGUCGAAAGAACAAGUACAGAGGGAUCAGGCAGAGACCCUGGGGCAAAUGGGCUUCCGAAAUUCGUGAUCCUCAGAAAGGUGUCCGAGUCUGGCUGGGCACCUUCAGCACCCCGGAAGAAGCAGCCAGGGCUUAUGAUGAGGCCGCCAAGCGUAUCCGCGGCGACAAGGCCCGGCUCAACUUUCCAGAUGACCACCCACCUGAACCAGUACCACUACCACCUCUAGCCAAGAAACAGUGCACGCCUAAGGCAAUUACCGAAAUAAAUUCUCCGAAUUUUAGCAGCCCUCUGAUGGGAAUGGAGUUUUCGACAACAUUUCAGCCUCCUAACUACUGUGCAAGUCAUGGUGCUGAUGAGUUGGAGCUGAAGGAUGAUCACCAGGUUUCGAACAUGGAAUCAAGCUUGUUGGGAUGGGAGGCUGAGAUCAUGAGCCAGAUUGGCGUGACUGAAUCUGAUGUUUAUCGGUGGAUGAUGAUGGAUAACCUGGACCAGAUUGCUAAUCAUCUAAUGCAAGAGUUUGAGUGAAAUAACAAAAAAAUGAUGCUUUGAGUGAUUGUAUAUAAAGAUCAUAAAAAUAAUGUCGGUGCGUGUUUUUAUUGUCAGGAUCAGCUUCAUGUGUGUGCGCGUUAAGGUUCAAUAUUGUUAAAAAAGCUAUUUCACAUCAGUUGCGUGUAUGCUGUAUGCGCAUAUGCUUCAAUAUCCUCGUUUGAUUAAUCGUUUUGUGUUUGUGUUUUGCCUGAAUAGAAUUAAGUAUUUGUUUGUGGUUGUGCUGA
This is a messenger RNA of Daucus carota subsp. sativus, 1162 nucleotides long. Its product is annotated as ethylene-responsive transcription factor ERF071. NCBI's taxonomy places the organism in Eukaryota, Viridiplantae, Streptophyta, Magnoliopsida, Apiales, Apiaceae. The transcript has 2 exons. Gene Ontology annotation, biological process: ethylene-activated signaling pathway; regulation of DNA-templated transcription. The coding region runs from base 129 to 914 and encodes 261 amino acids. The record is from RefSeq and is a predicted model, not a curated record. Gene Ontology annotation, molecular function: DNA binding; DNA-binding transcription factor activity.